This is a messenger RNA of Magnolia sinica, 1728 nucleotides long. RefSeq names its product cytochrome P450 94B3-like. Gene Ontology annotation, molecular function: iron ion binding; heme binding; oxidoreductase activity, acting on paired donors, with incorporation or reduction of molecular oxygen. Bases 116 to 1627 code for a protein of 503 amino acids. NCBI's taxonomy places the organism in Eukaryota, Viridiplantae, Streptophyta, Magnoliopsida, Magnoliales, Magnoliaceae. The record is from RefSeq and is a predicted model, not a curated record. The transcript has a single exon.
UUUCCACGAAUUUAUUCUCCUACAUCAUACAAAACCUCAAAACCAUUUCCUACAUUGCAAUUUGCAAUCUCCCAAACACUCCCCUCCAUAAAAUCCCAUUGCAAUAUACACUAUCAUGUUCAUGUCCAUCUCCCACCUUCCAUUUCCAUCAGUUGCACUCCUUUUUCUAUCUUUCUCAAUCGUUCUUCAUCUUUUUCUACGUGGAAUCACAUACCUAAUCCGAAUCCCUGAUCAUGGCCCACCAACAUACCCCUUUCUAGGGUGUUUGAUCUCUUUCUACAAAAACAAACACCGUCUCUUAGAUUGGUACACCCGCAUGCUGGCCCACUCACCAACUCAAACGAUCGUGAUCCACCGACUCGGCGCUCCACGGACGAUCAUAACCGCUAAUCCAGACAAUGUAGAGUACAUUCUCAAAACCAAUUUCGACAAUUUCCCUAAAGGUGGACCGUUCAUCGAGAUCCUCAAAGACCUUCUCGGCCGUGGAAUAUUCAACGUUGAUGGUGAGCUCUGGCACACCCAGCGCAAGUUAGUGAGCCAUGAAUUCACCACACGAUCUCUACGGGAAUUCGUAGUGAAGAUUCUUGAAGUUGAAGCCAACGAGAGGUUAUUACCGAUCUUGGAAUCCGCAUGUGUGAAACAUCAGCCGUUGGAUUUGCAGGAUUUGUUUAGGAGGUUCGCGUUCGAUACUAUAUGUAAUGUCUCGUUGGGAUUAGAUCCAGGUUGCUUGAAACCUUCAUUGCCAGCAUCAGAUCUUGCAAAUGCCUUCGAUGUAGCGUCGGAGAUAAGUGCGAGGCGAGCCGCAGCACCGGUUUUUGCCGUGUGGAAGUUGAAACGAGCCAUGCGUAUUGGGUCUGAGAGACGGCUCAAGGAAGCGAUUGAGCUCGUGCAUGGUUCAAUCAUGGAGAUGAUCCAUCAAAAGAAGCUCGAAAAUCAUGAAGAAGGAAAGAAUAAAGAUCUUCUGUCUAGAUUGAUAUUGGACGGUCACGAUGAAGAGGUGAUACGAGAUAUGGUCAUAAGCUUUGUGAUGGCUGGCCGAGAUACGACAUCCGCGGCAUUGACAUGGUUCUUCUGGUUAAUCUCAUCACACCGAGAAAUAGAAAAUGAGGUAGUGAAGGAAGUGAUGAUAGCUUCGGAAGGGGAUGAACGGUUGGAUUAUAGCUCACUUAAAGAUAUGUGGUUGCUGGAUGCGUGUUUAUGUGAAACCAUGCGUCUGUAUCCACCGGUUCCGUGGGACUCAAAACAUGCGGCCGGCGAUGAUAUGCUCCCAGAUGGGACCCACGUCAGGAAAGGUGAUCGAGUCACGUACUUCCCUUAUGGGAUGGGGAGGAUGGAGAGUGUGUGGGGAAAGGAUCGAUUGGAAUUCAGGCCACAACGAUGGUUUGGAUCGACGGUGGAUGGAACGCCUGUGAAGGUUUCACCGUACAAGUUCCCGGUUUUCCAAGGUGGGCCACGGGUCUGUCUUGGGAAGGAGAUGGCUUUCAUACAUAUGAAGUAUGUCGCUGCAUCGAUGAUCAGACGGUUCGAGAUUAGGCCAGUGGGCCAUGAUCAGCCAAUCUUCGUGCCGCUCUUGACCGCUCAUAUGGACGGUGGGUUCAAGGUUAUGGUGCGAAAGAGGAGCUUAUGAUCUAAAUUCGGAUGGAUUGGUUGAUUUAGUGGCCCACCUCAUGAGCAGUGGGAAUACUGCAUCUACGGUAUGGAUUAAAUCCAAAGCGUUUAAAACAAUAG